Messenger RNA from Radiomyces spectabilis, 2025 nucleotides. RefSeq names its product SNF2 family N-terminal domain-containing protein. The transcript has 11 exons. Gene Ontology annotation, molecular function: metal ion binding; ATP binding; ATP-dependent chromatin remodeler activity. Gene Ontology annotation, cellular component: cytoplasm. NCBI's taxonomy places the organism in Eukaryota, Fungi, Mucoromycota, Mucoromycetes, Mucorales, Radiomycetaceae. The record is from RefSeq and is a predicted model, not a curated record. Bases 1 to 2025 code for a protein of 674 amino acids.
AUGCCAGACUAUGAACGUCCUCUGGAUCCUGGUCAAUCGGAAGCCGAGCUGCGCGCAUUGUUAGCCAAUGUUUGCGAUGAUGAACAAGUGCUUGCAGAGGCGAAACAACCCGUCUCAGAAGGCCUUACCACUCUGUUGAUGGAGCACCAAGUGAUUGGUGUCAAUUGGAUGAAACGACAAGAAGCUUCAUCCAACAAAGGCGGCAUCUUGUCAGAUGACAUGGGUCUAGGCAAGACUUUGCAAGCGAUUGCGCUCAUCAAAGAACGACCUUGUGAUCCGGCGACACUCACCGAAGCCUCGUCGAGUGGUGAAAAAACAAAAACGAAAGGCACGCUGGUCAUUUGUCCUGUAUCCCUAAUCUCACAAUGGCAGCGCGAAAUCUAUACAAAGACAAAUCCACCCUUAUCCGUUCUCGUUUAUCACGGAACUAGCCGUCCCUCGGAUCCACGCAAGUUACUUGCCUAUGAUGUGGUCAUCUCGUCCUAUCAUGUAUUAAUACAGGACUAUGGCAAGAAUGACACAUAUACUGGUCCUCUCGCUAAAUUAAAAUGGCAUCGAGUCAUUUUGGAUGAAGCUCACGUCAUCAAGAACAAAGCCACUAGUAUGGCCCGAUCAUGUUGUCUUGUUGAUGCGCAAUAUCGAUGGUGUCUGACCGCAACACCUAUCCAGAAUAAGAUUGAAGAAUUAUUUUCGUUGAUCAAGUUCUUGCGUAUCAGGCCCUAUUGCGAAUGGGAUGAAUUCCGUGAAGAAAUCAGCAAGCCUAUGAGGCAAGGUCUACAUAAGAGAGCUCUUAAAAAGGUGCAAAUUCUGCUCAAAGCUAUCUCUCUUCGACGAUCCAAGCAAGCAAAGAUCAAUGGCAAGCCUAUCUUGCAACUCCCCGAACGAACGGUGCACUUUACUCACAUUGACUUUUCGCCCGACGAGCGCCAAUUCUACGAAUAUAUCAACAGCAAAGCCCAAGCUCGAUUCAACAAGUACUUGGAAGCGGGUACCGUCAUGAAGAAUUAUUCUUCGGUACUGGUUCUUUUACUUCGUCUGCGUCAAGCGUGUCUGCAUCCUUCUCUCACAUUGAAGGAGAACCCGGACGAGGAAGAAGAGUCGGAAUGCAAAAAAGAAAAGAUUGCCAGAACCAUGACAUCCACCGUAGUGAACCGUCUCUUGCAUGAAAAUACGAACUUUAGCGACAUUGAAUGUCCUAUUUGUAUGGAUAUGGCGGACCAAGCUCAAAUCAUAGCAGGAUGUGGCCAUAUUCUGUGCCGUGAAUGUUUAUUCAAUUAUAUCAAUACGGCGGAUGGGCUUGUGAAACGCUGUCCACAAUGUCGUGGUCCUUUGGAUCGGGAAUGUGUGACCUCGCUGGAAGCUUUUCUCAAGGUGCAUGCGCGCGAUUUAUAUAACACUUUUGUCAAGGAUAAUUCAGUGACAGAAGAAACUGCGGCGGCUAUUAGUCGUGCCAAAGAGUUCCUGUCGAGUGCCAAGAUCGAUAAGCUUCUGGAGAUUCUCCAAGAAACGCAUGAGACUACGGGUGGCCAAGAUAAAACCAUUGUGUUCUCUCAGUUCAUGGGGAUGCUGGAUAUCGUCGAGACUGCGCUGAAGCAAAAAGGUUACAAAACUGUUCGUUACGACGGCUCCAUGAACGUCAAGCAGCGAGAUGCAGCAUUGGCCUGCUUCUUUGCAAACCCGGAAGUGACGGUGCUUUUGGUGUCGACCAAAUGUGGCUCGUUGGGAUUGAAUUUGACGGUGGCCAACCGAGUGGUGAUGAUGGAUAUCUGGUGGAAUCCGGCGUUGGAAAAUCAAGCCAUCGAUCGUGUGCAUCGUAUUGGACAGACCAAACCGGUAGAAGUGCAUCGUAUCUUUAUCACUGAUACUGUCGAAGAUCGCAUCCUUGAACUCCAAAAGAAGAAGCAGGCGUUGUGCGACGGUGCACUGGGCGAAGGCACCGGUCGGCCGUUGGGUCGCUUGGGUCUCAACGAAAUGUUGUACCUGUUCCGUGGUGGCACUCUUCGUGGUGAUGAUGAUGAUGAUUAA